Fundulus heteroclitus (mummichog) is the source of this 6828-nucleotide messenger RNA. RefSeq names its product mucin-2-like. The coding region runs from base 7 to 6612 and encodes 2201 amino acids. The record is from RefSeq and is a predicted model, not a curated record. Gene Ontology annotation, molecular function: protein binding. The transcript is spliced from 44 exons. Gene Ontology annotation, cellular component: extracellular matrix. Lineage: Eukaryota; Metazoa; Chordata; Actinopteri; Cyprinodontiformes; Fundulidae.
UGAUUAAUGCUUAUGAUGGAAAGUCCACUGAGACGUUCUUGCAUCAUAGUAGAUCUCAGGUGCCCUGUGCUCCCCUGCAGCGAAGAAGCAUCAGGUACCAUGGAUGUAUGGAGAUGGAUGCUAGCACUCUGCUUUUUCACAGCUUCAUGUAAAGGCAUAAUCUUUGGAGUAGGUGAAUCUGGGGGAACAACCGAGUCCCUGAAAUAUACUUGCAAGACAUAUGGCAGUGGAGUCGUCCAGGCUUUCCGAAGUUCACCUUUCUACGUGCGCUCCAACUGUCCGUUCACCUUCGCCCGCUUCACCCACAACCGGGUUGAAUGUGACAUCAGCAUACGGCGCGGGCAAAAUGGUUUGCUGGAUCUAAUCGAGAUCAUCAUCAACAGGGUCAAGACCGUUGUGCAGAACGGAACCAUCCGGGUCGAGAAGAAAAGUAUUUCUCUUCCAUAUGACCACACUUACCAGCACAUAUUUCAGUAUGGCAUCUACACCAGGCUGAAGAGUUCAUUACUCCCUCUGACCGUCACCUGGCACACUGUGGUGGGAGGACUUGACAGUGUUUGGGUUGAGCUGGAGCAAGAUCUGAGUUCUGACCUGAGUGGACUCUGUUCAAUACAAAAUUCAGUGAGCAACCUCCAGGAGCUGGUGAGAAAGUGUUUGAUUGCUGACGUCACUUGCCGCGUUCAGGACCUCCAGCCUCGCUUCAAUCCGCUGUGCAGGCAGUUCUUCUCACAAGCAAUAGACUGUAUGACGUUCCAAACGCCUAAAUACAUCUCCCUCUGUGACGAGAAUGCUUACUCCUACGAAGGCAGCAGCGACGUCAUGUGUGCUUUCUUCAAAGAGAUUGCGCUGAUGUGUGGAAAAAGAAGUUACAUUUGGAACCAAUGGAGAGCUAUAACCAACUGUGCUACACCGACGUGUCCUGGAGACCUGGUUUACAUAGAGGAGGGUUCUCCCUUUGUGCCCACAUGCUCAAACCCAGACCCCAGAUUACCCGGCGUGGAGAACACCAGCUCCUGUGUCUGUCCUGCGGAUAAGGUGCUGAAUGAUCAUGCUGACGAACAACAGUGCAUGGGUCUCCACGGUUGCCCCUGUGUGUUUAUUAAUCAGAUCUACUCUACAGGAGACAUUCGCACCACCAAUUGUCAAACAUGCCAGUGUGAUAGCGGGAGGUGGCAAUGCUCUGAAAACUCCUGCCAGGCCAGAUGUCUCAUUGAAGGACAGUUUGUCACAACAUAUGAUGGCAAACAGUUCGGAGUUCCUGGUAAAUGCACAUACAUAGCAUCACAGGGCCUAAACUGGUCCAUCAAAAUUGAGUUUUCGCAAACGGAAACUUCUCUGAAAGCUGUGUAUGUGCAGCUUAUCCAGGAAAUGUAUACAUUUACAUUAGGCAAGGUUAAAGUUGGAGACCGAGAGAUUACUGAGCUCUAUGAGUCUGAUUCAGUGCUCAUUUUCUGGCAGUCUUCCAUGUACAUUCAAGUUCAUACCACCUUUGGUUUGAAGCUUCAAGUCCAGGUGUUCCCUGAAAUCCUGCUGUCCAUCACUCCACCAAAACAGCUUAAUGGCCAGAUCUCAGGUCUGUGCGGCAACAGAAACGAUGAUACCACAGACGAUUUCACCACCAGCAGUGGGAUCAUCGAGAGUUCCGCGAAGCUUUUCGCUCUGUCCUGGAGUUUGGGGGAUUGUCCAGAGGACAUCCCCAACCCCUGCAUAAACACUGACAAUGAAAUAUUUGCAGAUGAGAAGUGCUCUGUGUUGAAUGACCCCAAUGGGAUUUUUGCCAAGUGCCAUGCGUACAUCCCAACUGAUCCGUACCACACAGCUUGCAUCCAGAGAACAUGUAACUGUGGCAACAAUCUGCUGCAGUGUUUGUGUGCUUCAUUGGGAAGUUAUGCAAAUGCCUGUGCCUUUCUGGGUGUUGAGCUUGGGGACUGGAGAAGAGCUGCCAACUGCACUUUGAAAUGUCAGAAGAACAUGGAGUUCUCCUACAAUGUUCGGGCCUGUAACAACACGUGCCGCUCCCUGUCGGGCCGCGACCCUCGCUGUGAGCUGGAAAACUCUCCAACUGAGGGCUGUGGCUGCCCAGAGGGAACCUAUCUGAACCAGGAAGACAACUGCACCCCAAAGGGGCAAUGCAUGUGUUACCACAGUGGGGGUAUGACACCACCAGGACCUAGCAUUAUUGAUGGGCAACAGUGCCUUUGUGAGGAUGGAAAACUCCACUGCUCCAAGGACUGUGGUUGCGGAGACGGGAAGGUUUGUCUUCACUGCUCAGAGUUUCCAGAGAACACGGCUCAGAAAACCUGUGACGGCCUCAAUAAACCCUUGGAUGCCAAUGUGACCUGUGUGAGUGGCUGUUACUGCCCUCCCAAUCAGUAUGAGGAUCACCAUGGGAGAUGCGUUUCCAGAAAUAGUUGCACCUGUAUGUACAGUGGCCAAGAGUUCAGUGCAGGAGAGCAAGUCAAAACCAACUGUAAAACAUGCACCUGUAUCCAGGGCCAGUGGAGCUGCACAGAUGAGACGUGCACAGGGAAGUGCCAAGUUUAUGGAAAUGGACAUUAUCAGACUUUUGACUCUAAAUGGUAUCGCUUUGAUGGACACUGUCAGUACACGCUUGUAGAGGAUUACUGCGGAUACAGAAACGGUUCCUUCUCUGUCAGAGUGGAGAGUGUGCCCUGCUGUGAUGAAGCCCUCACCUGUUCUCGUACCGUCGUUCUGGAUCUGAAGGACAAAGUCACUCUGACACUGAGUGACAUGAAGGUGACCAGACAACUCCAAGAUGGUUGGACUCUGGAGCAAGAACCCCUUUACACCACACACUCUGUGGGGCUCUAUAUAAUAGUCUUAGUGCCCAGCAAAGGUCUAACUCUGAUUUGGGACAGGCACACAAGGAUCACCAUAGAACUCCAUCCAGACUGGAGGAAUAAAGUUUGUGGCCUCUGUGGCAAUUUUGACUCCAGUGAGAUGAAUGACCUACGGAUAAGUGGCUCAGCCGUGGUGAGCAGUCCACUAGCUUUUGGCAACAGCUGGAAGACUGCCACUCCUCCUUGCUCUGAUGUGACCACUGAGAUUUUUCCUUGUGAACGUAACUCCUACUGUUCUGCCUGGGCUCAGCGGCGCUGUUUGAUCCUUAAGGGAGACGCAUUCAAGGAUUGUCACUUAAAGGUGGAUCCAGAGCCCUACUAUCAUGCCUGUGUGCAGGAGUCUUGCUCCUGUGAAUUUGAAGGAAAGUUCCUGGGUUACUGCACGGCAGUGGCUGCCUAUGCAGAAGCCUGCAGUGAUCAAAAUAUUUGCAUAGACUGGAGGACACCUGAUUUGUGUCCUGUCUACUGUGACUACUACAAUGAGAAAGACCAGUGUAGGUGGCAUUAUGAAGCCUGUGGAACGAUGCUGACCUGUGGCAAAGAUGACAAUUUUCAUCACAAAUUGGAAGGCUGCUACCCAAGAUGUCCUAAAGAGAUGCCAUACUUUGAUGAGCAUACUGGCAGAUGCACUGAAUUGACAAAUUGUUCCUGCUAUUUCAAUGAAACCAUUGUCCCACCUGGAGAAGGAAUAAUUAUAGACUUAGUUUUGUGUACUUGUGAAAAUGGAACAUUCAUUUGCCCUCCCACAGCAACAACACCUACAACUACCACAAGUCCCACUGAAACAACUUCUAUAAGUACAAUACUAACCACAACUACCCCUGCACCAACUACGACUUAUUCAAGUACAACACUGGAAACUACUGUUUCUACACCUCCAACUACGACUUCUUCAGGCACAACACUGGAAACUCCGGUUUCUACACUUCCAACUACGACUUCUUCAGGCACAACACUGAAAACUACGGUUUCUACACCUCCAACUACGACUUAUUCAAGCACAACACUGGAAACUACGGUUUCUACACCUCCAACUACGACUUCUUCAGGCACAACACUGGAAAGUACGAUUUCUACACUUCCAACUACAACUUCUUCAGGCACAACACUGAAAACUACGGUUUCUACACCUCCAACUACGACUUCUUCAGGCACAACACUGGAAACUACUGUUUCUACACCUCCAACUAUGACUUCUUCAGGCACAACACUGGAAACUAUGGUUUCUACACCUCCAACUACGACUUCUUCAGGCACAACACUGAAAACUACGGUUUCUACACCUCCAACUACGACUUCUUCAGGCACAACACUGGAAACUACUGUUUCUACACCUCCAACUACGACUUCUUCAGGCACAACACUGGAAACUACUGUUUCUACACCUCCAACUACGACUUCUUCAGGCACAACACUGGAAACUACUGUUUCUACACCUCCAACUAAGACUUCUUCAGGCACAACACUAGAAACUACUGUUUCUACACCUCCAACUACGACUUCUUCAGGCACAACACUGGAAACUACGGUUUCUACACCUCCAACUAUGACUUCAUCAGGCACAACACUGGAAACUACGGUUUCUACACCUCCAACUACGACUUCAUCAGGCACAACACUGGAAACUACGGUUUCUACACCUCCAACUACGACUUCUUCAGGCACAACACUGGAAACUACAGUUUCUACAACUCCAACUAUGACUUCUUCAGGCACAACACUGGAAACUACAGUUUCUCCAACUCCAACUUCUUCAAGCACAACACUGGAAACUAUGGUUUCUACACCACCACCAACAACUUUGUCAAGCACAACCCUGGUCACGAGUGUACGGACUUCAGUCACAACUCCUGAGACUAAAACUACACCAACUUUGUCAACCACACAAAAGUCAACAAUAUCAGGCUGUUUCUGCAGAGACCUGAAACUCAACAAAAGAUGGGCCUGUGGUGACACUUGGACAGAGGACUGUUUUGUUAAGAGCUGUGCAAAUGGGAAUAUACAGUUGACCCCGGUGGUUUGUCCAGAGCCUGUUAUUCCCAAAUGUCCCAGAAAUCGGACGAUAAAGAUCAUGGAUGGAUGCUGUGAAACAUUGAGGUGUGACUGUCGCUGUGAGCUGUAUGGAGACCCUCACUACAUCUCUUUUAAUGGCCUAACCUUUGAUUUCCUGGAAGAAUGCACCUACAUUCUGGUGGAAGAGCAGUCACCGUUGCACCAACUGACCAUUGCGGUGGACAACUUCUUCUGCGUACCAGGGCUCUCAGGCUCCUGUGUUAAGGACAUUAUCGUAAAAUAUCAGAACCACACUGCUAAACUCGGUAUCAACUAUCAGAGUGCUUCUGUUAAGGCCACUCUGAACAAUGAGACUAUACAGCCACCCUAUGAGGAGGACGGGAUAAGGUUUGAAACCACGGACUACGAAGUGUUGAUCCAUCUUCCUGAGAUCCGCUCUUUUGUCUCUCUCUCGCCGUCUUUCACCCUGGUCGUCAAUCUUGCCAUGGAGCACUUUGUCAACAACACCCAGGGACAAUGUGGUGUGUGUGGUGGUGCUUCAUGCAUCCGUAGAGGAGGACAGAUCGAGAACGACACCUGCUGUCAUAGGACAGCCUAUGACUGGGUGUACCAUGACCCUAUGAAGCCACAGUGUUUAUCUGCACCAGUAGACCUACCCUGCAAUUAUCAGGAUCCCACUGGGCCCCCACCUACCUGUUCUCCAAACCCACUAUGUCAACUGUUUGAACACCCAGUGUUUGAUGACUGCAGCAAAUAUGAAGAUAUGAGUGUCAAAAAGAAAAACUGUGAGUUUGAUUCAUGUACAACCCAAAAUGCUGCUUGCUCUUCUUUGGCUCAAGGGGCUAAGGAAUGUAAACAUGCUGGUUUCUGUGUCGACUGGAGACAACUGACUAAUGGCAGUUGCGGUGUGAAGUGUCCCAAAGGAUUGGUUUAUGAAGAAUGCCGAGAUAAAAAAGAUGACUACUGCUUUGGAGGAGUCGUUAGAUCAGGUUCCAUUCUUAACCAGACCAGCUCUGGUUGUUUCUGCCCCCCAGGACUUGUCAGAGCAGGAAGCCACGCAGAAAGAUGUGUGAAACAAUGCAAUUAUUGCAAAGGACCACUUGGAGAGCCUAAAUUUCCUGGAGAGGUGUGGGAGUCUGGUUGCCACCUGUGUACAUGUAACAGUCAGACUUUAACUGAGGAGUGUUCUCCAAAACCUGUCUUACCAACGCCUGUCUGUUCCGCAAAUGCCACCUUGGUAAACAUCACUUGUUGUGGUGAUCCGAUUUGUGUUGAGAAGACCUGCAGCUACAAUGGAACCACAUACAGUUUGGGAGACAGAUGGAAUGACACAACUGACCCCUGCUUGUCCUUCACCUGCACUUCGAAUGGCAUUCAGAGUGAAUCAAGAGACUGUCCCUCCAACACCAGUCUAGAGGGCGACAGGACUGUGAACAACCAGAGCUGCUGCUUGACCUCUCCAGGCAACCAGACUUGUGCACCCAAGCUGACCAAAAUAAACGUCACCAUCAACGACUGCUCCACCGUCAUCGAAGUACCUGUGUGUGAUGGCUACUGUCAGUCCAAACCCUGGGUACUGGCGCACGCUUUCCUGGAUGUCCAGCAGGAGUACAGAUGCUGCCAGGAGCAGGGGUCAGAGUACAGACUCCUGGAUGUGGAGUGCUCUGACCUCACGAUCAGAAGAUACAAUUACACGCAUGUGACCAGCUGUGAGUGCAAAGCCUGUGGGAUGUCCUGAGCAGCAAACACAACCAGCGCCUUUACACGUUUAAAUUUGAUCCUAUUGCACUCAAAUUGAACUGAUGAUUGGGGAAAAUAUUUCCCCUUCUUUGCUGAAAAUAAUCUAUCCACUAUCAAAAGCCGUUACCCAAAUCCAAAUAUAUACUAUGAAUGUGAACUAGAGAUGAGUUGUCUCCUCUGUUUAACUUAUAUAACAAUAAAGGCAAUAAUUGUG